Molecule: messenger RNA, 3021 nt
Organism: Esox lucius (northern pike)
Lineage: Eukaryota; Metazoa; Chordata; Actinopteri; Esociformes; Esocidae
Gene: cybb
Product: cytochrome b-245 heavy chain
Exons: 13
Coding region: 1-1692 (563 amino acids)
Biological process (GO): defense response; superoxide anion generation
Cellular component (GO): NADPH oxidase complex; plasma membrane
Molecular function (GO): superoxide-generating NAD(P)H oxidase activity
Source: RefSeq, a predicted model, not a curated record
AUGGGUAACUUUGCUGCAAACGAGGGACUUUCGAUCUUUGUCAUUCUGGUAUGGCUGGGGAUCAACGCUUUCUUGUUUGUCCAUUUCUACAUGGCCUUCCUUACUGACAAAUGGUUCUAUACAAGAGUCCUACUUGGGCAAGCCCUCUCUUGGGCCAGGGCUCCUGCAGCCUGUCUCAACUUCAACUGUAUGCUCAUUCUGCUGCCAGUUUGUAGAAAUCUUCUCUCCUUUCUCCGUGGCUCCAUCCAGCAUUGCAGUCGCACAGCCGCUCGACAACUGGACAGAAACCUCACCUUUCACAAGCUGGUGGCUUACAUGAUAGGAUUUCAUACAGCGGUCCAUAUCGUUGCCCACCUGUUUAACUUUGAGUGGUUCAUGGGGGCCCAGCUGGACAGGAACAGUAGCCUCCUGCCUUUUGUCCUGUCCGAGAUCGGCAAUGGAGACAAUGCCUCCUUUCUGAACCCCAUUAGAACAAACGAGACCAACCCGACCAUAGUGAUGUUCACCACCAUUGCGGGUUUAACAGGCGUGGUCAUCACCUUGGCCCUCAUCCUCAUCAUAACAUCGUCCAUGGAGGUCAUCCGCAGGUCUUACUUUGAGGUCUUUUGGUACACCCACCAUCUGUUCGUCAUCUUCUUCAUCGGACUCGUCUUUCACGGGUUUGGGCGAAUUGUCCGAGGGCAGACAAAUCUCCAGGCACACAAUCCGUUUCAGUGUCGCGAUCACUUUGAAACAUGGGGAGAGAAUGGGACCUUCUGCCCUAAACCGGAAUUUGCCGGGAACCCACCUAUGACAUGGAAGUGGGUUGUGGGGCCCAUGAUCCUCUAUGUAUGCGAGAGAAUGGUCCGGUUCUAUCGCUCCCAACAGAAGGUUGUCAUCACCAAGGUGGUUAUGCACCCGUCCAAGACCCUGGAGCUGCAGAUGAAGAUGAAGGGCUUCAAGAUGGAAGUGGGCCAGUACGUCUUCAUGCAGUGUCCGCCCGUCUCCGCGCUGGAGUGGCACCCCUUCACCCUCACCUCCGCCCCCGAGGAGGACCACUUCAGCGUCCACAUCCGCAUCGUGGGCGACUGGACUCAGGGCCUGUACGAGGCCUGCGGUGGGGACAAGGACGAGACCCAGGACGCGUGGGAACUGCCUAAGAUGCUGAUAGACGGUCCGUUCGGCACGGCCAGUGAGGAUGUGUUCAACUACGAGGUGGUCAUGCUGGUCGGUGCCGGCAUCGGGGUCACGCCAUUCGCUUCCAUUCUCAAGUCGGUGUGGUACAAAACCAUCCAGCAGAACCAGAACGUCUUCACCAAGAAGAUCUAUUUCUACUGGUUGUGCCCUGAGACCCAGGCCUUUGAAUGGUUCGCUGACCUGCUGCAGUCCCUGGAGCGACAGAUGACUUCGAAAAACAUGGCGGACUUCCUAAGCUACAACAUCUACCUGACCCGUUGGAAAGAGAACGAGGCGGCCCACUUUAGAGUUCAUCAUGAGGCGGAGAACGACCCUAUCACAGGACUGAAGCAGAAGACUCUGUAUGGGAAACCAAACUGGGACAAUGAGUUCAGCACUAUUGGGACAAAGCAUCCAAAUACUAAAGUAGGUGUGUUCCUGUGCGGUCCUACCAUGUUGGGUAAAGCCUUGGAGAAGCAGUGUCUGUCUCACUCUGAAGCUGGGGUCAAAUUCAUCUUCAACAAGGAGAAUUUCUAAUACUCCUCCAAUAACAUUGAUGACAAUUUAGGGAAGCUCAUACUUAGGUCAUCAAAGUGAGCUUUGCUCAGUUGCAGGGACCCAGCAACCUCACAUUACUAACUGUUAACUGUUCUACCAAGCAGUCACUGUUUUGAAAUAUGUUUUUUUGUACUUUUUUGGAGUGAAACAGAACAAUUGAUCUCAAGCCAUAUGUCAUUACCUAAGAUGCAUUUAUCAGAUCAGUUUCAGGACUGAAACAGAAGUGAGCAAUUGCUAUUAUGAUCCUGAACUUCUCCAAUACAAUACCUCCCCAAACUGACUUUUCACAAUGGAUUGCAUAAAUCUGCCAAGAAGUUACCGAACCUUAACAUAGUUACCACAACAGGCCAGUACCUUAUUCUCCUUCUGCAAUAUAAAUGUGCAAACAUGGAAACUCUCGAGUUUCAAAACCGUUCUCCUUCCUGUUUCAGAUGCUGUAAAAAGUAUGAAUGUAAUUAAAUUAGCACAAACAAAAUUGUUUGGUGUGAGGUUUAGGUUACUACCUCUGCAGAAUCUAUAGCAGCGAUGUUUCCGUGAGCUGGGCAAAGGGACGCAUUUCUGUUCAUUUCAUUCUCAGUAAUUCUGUGUGACCAGUGAACACAUGGAGACAUGUAUAAUGUCUGCUGACCACGCAGGUUCAGCUUUCCUCUUAUUAUUGAGGUCAGAAAAGUCCAAUGAACCAAAAGUGCCAGUGAGUAAAAUUAUGGUUGCCUGUGGCUUACCAUUGAAGCCCCACUCCAUAAAGUAUGGAAUUGCGGCUUGUUAGAAAUACCUUUGUAUGUGCCGGAAUGUAUUUGAGGAGUUUCAUGUAAUAGUCACACAAAAAUAUCAUGUACAUAAUAUGGAAGUUCAAUGCAUAUCAGCUACAGUACAGUGCAAAACUCAAGUCAAACUAAAGACAUUUAUUUGGGUGGUAUUUAUGUGUAUUUUAUUGUCUACCCUCACAUUUGUAACAUGAAUAUCUUAAGACUUCAAAAAAUACAAAACAAUGUAAUUUAACAGAACUAAACACCGAAAAUAAAACAAUCAUAAAAAAAACAUUGCAGCCUUUACCAUAUGUGUGAGUGAAUGCCUGUUUUUGUUUCAUUUAAAGAAGUUGGGGAAAAUAAAUGUGAAUAACUUCCAGAAACAACAGAUAAGCUUUUGCAGAAGGAAUCUAACUGAUGUAACUCAUGUCUUGUGGACUGAUAGUAAUGUCCUUCCGUGUGAAAGUGUUUUCUGUAAGAAUGUUCCACGUUAGGAUUUUUUUUGUGUAAAAUUCUGAGUAUGUGUAAAUUUAAUUAGUAAAUAAAAGUGAUUCAGAUUCGG